Messenger RNA from Tuber melanosporum (Perigord truffle), 976 nucleotides. RefSeq lists its product as uncharacterized. The transcript is spliced from 3 exons. Lineage: Eukaryota; Fungi; Ascomycota; Pezizomycetes; Pezizales; Tuberaceae. The record is from RefSeq and is a predicted model, not a curated record. Bases 165 to 887 code for a protein of 240 amino acids.
CUGAGAUAAGCUUUUUUCUCCCCUGCUUUUCUUGGGACUUUUAUUUUUUUUCGCUCCUCCCUUUUGCGACCUUUGGUUCAGACCAAAUGAGAAGAGCUUGAAGAAGAAGAAAACCAGGAAGGAAAAAGGACUGAACCAUUUCUCGGCGCGCGCGAUAUUUAAGAAUGUAUCGGGUACGGGCAUGGCUGUUAUCGGUUUUGGGAAUACUAUCGGUAUUGAUGUGCGGGGGGGGAGGAAGGGGAGGAGGGUUGGUGAACGGCCAUUUCACUGUUAUCUAUCCGCAGCAAAGGGGAUAUUCCUAUAAUACGCAAUUUCACUUUCCAUGCAUCCCUCCAACAACAAACCGCUCCCAAUGGCCCACCAGCGGCGGCGCCCUCUCCCUCAUCCCCAUCCAUGCAUUCGCCUUAACCACGGUCAACAUCGCGCUCGGCUCCGACAUCGACGAAAAUAUACUCUCGAACCCAUACAACGUCUCCAUGGUCCCACUAUUCAAUCAGACGGGCGCCAAUAGCACUUUCUGCCUUCGAAAGAUCAAGAUCCCGAAGAAGAUCGUGGGUGAUGUGGCUGACGGCGUCAACGCUACCAUUCAGGUUAUACAGUUGACCGGGACGGGGGCCGCCUUGUAUUCUUGCAUCGACAUCACCUUCUCGGACAAAGAAGCGGACCGCUUCGGUGCUCAGGAGGUCUGGGACAAAUACUGCAUUAACGGGACAGGGAUGGGAGGGUAUAGACUCGGUGAUAAGGAUCCUUCCAGGCCAAAUGCCACCGUUGUCCUAAGCGCUGCUUCCUCCCCCGGGAGGUUCGCCGCUUCAUCAUCACCAUCCCUAGCGCUACCAUUCCUGGCUCUCGUGUGGUUCUACAUUCUUGGGUUUUCAAACAUAAUUUGAGGGAAACGUCCUUUGUUUGGGUCACGAGUUGUAUAUUUUAAUUUCACUCUAUCCUCUCUAAGAAUUAGUGGAUGCAAUCUCAAGCCUUU